Molecule: messenger RNA, 17004 nt
Organism: Aplysia californica (California sea hare)
Lineage: Eukaryota; Metazoa; Mollusca; Gastropoda; Aplysiida; Aplysiidae
Product: E3 ubiquitin-protein ligase UBR4
Molecular function (GO): protein binding; zinc ion binding
Source: RefSeq, a predicted model, not a curated record
UACAAAAAGUAUUUGUAAUGAAAAUGGCGUCGUCAUCUGAUGGGAAACUGUCAUGGGCAGCAGUCAAGACGUUAUUGACCACUUCCUACCCCAGUUUCACAAAAAAUGACUUACCAGAAUUCACAAGGCUGAUAAUAGAUAGAGAGGAAGAAAUUUUGAGCCACGAUGAAGAGCAUGAAGCGUUCUACUCCUUGUUUGUUGCACUGGCAACAAAUGCUCUCUGUUCAGUUUCGGAUUCACUUUCGAAAGCAAAUUUGGCUCAGUGUUCAGCAGCUGCCAAAGUCCUGCUAUCAUUUCUUCUGGACAGAUUGGAAACUCCCAACAGAGCCUGUGCAAUUACUCCAAAGUACAUGAUGAUUCUCAUCAACGGACUCUGCAGAGGGGGAUCUUGCUUGUCUCGCUCUGAUGUGGUGACCUUCACUUGCUUGUUUAAACCAGCAGAGCUUCCUCCUGGUGACCUUGACACUCAAGACAAAGAUGGAAGUCAAGAAAAAGACAAGACGAAAGAAAAGCUGACAAGACUAGACACUCAAACAGACCUUUUUGAUCAGAUGACAUCAGUUUUUGCUGACAUUUCACCUGUGUUGGCAUCACCACCGAAACCAGAUCUUAUGGCAGACAUGACUGAGAGGGAACCCAAAACACCAGUUUCUAUAUCAUCCCACACUACAGAUAGUCCAGAGGACUGGGGUACAGCUUUCGCUCAGAAGAACACAGACUCUCUGCUGAAGAUGAAUGGAGCACAAGUUUUGCUGGGAGCAUGUACUCAGUUGACCUUCCUGAGCAAAUAUGUACAGCGUUACAAAGAUGCCCUGAAUGGAACUGCCUUCCUGUUACCUGGAACAUUGUCACAAGCCCUCACAAUGAGAAAUGGGUAUCAGUUCUUGCUCACUGAGGUCUCUGACGUUUGGAGAGCUUUCUCCUUGCCAAUUCUGGAACCCCUCACACCAUCUCGUCUGAGGACAAUUGUCGAUGUGACUCUGGGCUGUUUGUUUGCUGCUCUGUCUGUGGCAACGGCUGACACUGUUGUCAACGUGGUGAAACCAUCUGGGCCAUCACAGUCACCUGGGGUGAAGGAUGAAGAAAUGGACAACCAAGGGCACAGCAUUGUGCAGAAAACUCUUGAAAUUUUCAGCUGGGUGUCUUCUGCCAUCAAGACAUCAACAAGAGCUGGUGGUAAUGUUGCUCAGAACCUGAAUCUGAUCGCUGCCUGGGAGACUCUGAAGGGCCUUCAAGCAAUCCUGGUCCUUACUCCAGCCAUUAUUUUGGAGAGAAAGGAUACUGUGAAAGGAAAAGCCCCCGAAGCUCUUCAGAAGAAAGAGGCUGCUUCCGGCUUGGGUCGACCAUCAUCUGCUAAAGGCAAUCACCAGUUUCUGAGCGUGACCGCUGUUGCCUUGGCCACCAAUGCCAUCUGCCUUCUCAGCCCUUUGCUGGAUGACCUUCAGAUUGAAGGCACGGAUGAAAAACUUGGGAAUAUCCCGUUGAAUACGGAGGUGGGCCUCAGCUUUGAUAUCAUGGACAACCUGACAGCGUGGGCCAGGGUGAAGGCUCUACUGGCCAGUGUCGGACUGCAAGACCUCAUGUUCAGCCUCAUGUCUGUGGCUUUCAAAAGGGCUGUGUUCUUGAAAAGAAUGAAACAAGGCUCUGAUUCUCAAGAGACCAUAAGUAGCAGCAGCACGUCUGACUCCAACACUUUUUACGAGGAUGACUUCAGCACGUCGGAGGACAGCAGUGAAGAUGAUGAUUCGGAGCCCAUUCUGGGCCACUGGAUGGAUGAAGUGCUCUCCCCAUGUGACUCUGUGAAUACUCCCCCUCCCCCGCCUCCCCCACCCCCAGCAGACGGUGUGGGUUUGGAGGGAAAAAGGCAUAGGGAGUCGAGCGUCGGAGACAGAAGUCCCAGUUUUGUACCUGAUAAAAGAGAACCAGAGGGGUUUACAACUCUUGUCAGCAGUGUGAUGAACUUUUUCAAUUCCCACUUGCUGAAUUCCAACAAUGAAAAUAUCAGAAAAAUUACAAGGGCCAGUGUCUCCCAAGAUCACAUUCUCAUGCUGGCCCAGCUGACCAGGGAACUUGAUAAGGAGUGCGCAAGACUGGACAAAGACAAAGGCUACAUCAAUGUGUCUCAUGUGCUCGCUCGGUUCACCCACAACCUCAUUGCUUCAGAUUGCCUCACAAAUGAAUUACAACAAGCUUUCCUGAAUGCCCUGGGUGUGAGUCCGACAGGUCCUGACCCAUGGCCUCUCACGGUGUACCCGCGCAGCCUGGCUGUGCUGGUUAGUCUGCUGCUGCGCAAACAGCAACACGAACGGGAAGAUAAGACGUGUCAGGAGGGGACGGCCGAUCGGGCGGUCAUCCUGAUCUGGGAUAAGUUCCUGACCAGACUUCAUGCUGCUGUGGACUGCCUGGAGAGCAAAACAGAAAUUAUGGAGGAUGUGAAUGUUGAGCACCUGCAAGUGAUGUUGUUCCUGUUCCAUGGGCUGUCUUUGUCUCAGAAGAAAUCCAUCUUGACCAAGAUCUGUCAAAUCAUCAUGCUGGUGGCAGAGAUAGAGCAUAGCCGUGUGGAGAGAAUGGUCCCCUUGGCCUUGAGCCGUCUGGUCCUGGUGCUGGAGUACAUGCUGCACUACUUCUAUGACCCGCCGGCUCAGCUCAUGGAGCAGGUCCAAUACAACCUGUUUACGGCUCAGACUGUGAGCCCAGACAAGGAAGGUUUCCACCGGACCACCAAAUACUUUGCCUGUAGGGAAGUGGAGGAGAACUUCCGCAGGAACCUGCAGAGCUCAGAGACCACUGAAGGUGCCAUGAGACCAAGAUUCUACCACCUCCGCCCACCAGAUCCUAUCAUACAAGAUGUUGGCAAAGUGGAUGGUCUGGCUGUGACAUGCCUGUUGACGCCAUCCUACAACAAAUUCUAUGCCUCGUGUGUGGAGCUCCUGAUGGCCGGCUCACAGUGCGACAAGACCAAGGACAAACUCUCCCUGUUGGAUGCAUCUGCCAUGCACUACCACUUCUUGUUGCUAUGGAGACUGCUCUCAUGUCUGGCCCCCUCUGUGGACUAUAUGAAGAUGCUGAAGGAUACAAAGAUGGACAUGGGAAAGGCGUACGUCCUGCACACUUUGCGUUGGGGGCCACGCCUCGGCCAGAAGUUUUUCUCCACCUGGGUGCAGCCGUUCCUAGUGAAGCAAGGUCUGAGCGCGAAAGAGGCGAGUGAUCUGUUGGAGUCUGCUGCAGGACUGAGCAACACCAGCAGAUACGAUGUCAUGUUGGCCAUGUCUUACAUCCGAGAUCAGAUUUCUCGACUACCUUGCGUUAGCUCAGAUGACCUUGGCCCCCAAGAUCUGCCAGGCAUGUCUGACAUUCUUAUCCUGGAUGCGAUCGUUGCCAAGUGCCAAGUGUCCCUGGAUGACAGCUACACCAAGUCUAUGGCCGACCCUGAACUGGACAAGGCUUUGGAGUUUGCUCAAGAUCUCAUCCCUGCCAUCUUCACUCUGAUUGAGGCUUACAGUGCUUUCGCAAGGUCUUGCAUACUCAACAAAGUCUCUGGCUCGGAUGACAAGAGCUUGACCCGACAAAGGCUGCGGGCUUUUGGACAAGUGCUGAGUAUUGGCUCCAACCACCCGAGUGCGGUACGGGGCCAGGGCUCUGGCGUUGUGGGCCUUCUGCCCAGUGCAGUACGCAACGCGGUGGACAAGUGGAACAACAGCGGAGGCAACGAGUUCCCCAGCAGUGGGGCCUGGAGGAAUGCCUUUGCAUCAGACCCGAUUCCAAGUGAAAGUUACAUGGAUGCCAUCCACAGUGCACACAUGGUCACAUUGUCAGGUCAGUCUCCUUUCUGCAUCAACGCUUCUCUGAGGCAUGUUCUACAGUCUCUCAUGAGAUUUGGUGGAGACCUCAUCAUUUGGUGUCCAAAGGUAUCCGGCAACACAGAGCUCCUGAAGGUGAUGUUCCCCCUGAUCCACGACGUCACCACAGAGUACCUGGGAGACAUGGUCAUGAAUUUGAAAUCCAAGGUUUCCGAUGAGUCGGCCUUUGAGGAGAAAGCAUAUCAACAUGCCAUUCAGGCUUGUGACCAGAUCAUUGUUCAGUUUUCAGAUGCAGAGAGUGGACUUGACGAGAAAAUCUUGUAUGAAUGCAUCAAGUUCUUGGAGAACAGCCUGGAAAAAAGCCCAGCAAGGAAAGCCUUCCGCAAUGUGUACACAGAGACUGGAGAUGUGACUGCUCUCUUGUUGUCUGUGGCGCAGACCAAUCUCAGUGACACAUACACCUCACAUAUCCUACGCCUCUUCAACAAACUUUUUCAACUGGCUGAGCGGGAGUCCAGUGAUGAAGACUUACGCAGUGUGUGUCACCGCCUUACUGGUCUGGCCUCUGUGGACAAGAGGAAUGUGCAGCAACUGCUCACCAAAAUUGUCAAAGGCAAUGAGAGCUCCAGCUCCGAGUCUGUUGUCAAGGAGAACAAUUUCCUGCUGCAGUCUCUGGUUGACCACAUUGUAAAGGAAAAAAGCCCAAUUGGAGAAGACGGUGUGAAGGUCAUCCUGCAGGCUCUGCUUCCCAUGGGUGCCCCGCUCCUUGAGUCGGGCAAACCGGGAGAUCUGUCCACUUUCCCUGACCUCAUGUUGGUCGUGCAUUCCCUGGCCAGGGCCGGGUCAGGGUCCGGUCAUGUCUUGCUCUUCAAGGAAACUGUCAAGUGGCUGCAUUUGUGUAAAACAAAUUUGAUGAAAAAGGAUGCUCUUGAAGAGGCUGUGAAAAAAGGAGGAAAGAAUGGCCUGCUGGCGACCCUGUGCUGCCUGUUGUUGUACAUCGGCGAGGUUCUGGGGGCCCUCAAGUGCUCGGCAGACCGGCCACGCUCCUUCUCACCUCUGCUGGAUACAGAGCCACUUCCUGUGCAGGAAGUGGAUGGAGAGUGGGCGGAGGAGAUGACGCAUGAGGAUGAGGACUCGGCCGGAGAGGACUCUGAUGAAGAAACCUUGAACAACAAACUGUGUACAUUCACUGUCACACAGAAAGAGUUCAUGAAUCAACACUGGUAUCACUGCCACACAUGCAAGAUGGUGGACGGGGUUGGCGUAUGCACCGUGUGUGCCAAAGUCUGCCACAAGGACCAUGACCUGACCUACGCCAAGUUUGGCUCGUUCUUCUGUGACUGUGGGGCCAAAGAGGAUGCCAGCUGCAAAGCCCUGGUCAAGCGCACUGCUCAGAGUGGCUUGGAUGGUGGGGUGAGCAGCUUGUCACAGUCGCCCUUUUCAGCGGAGGGCAUCAUCCAGCAGCACAGCUCCCUGAGGCGUCGUGUGUCCACCACACCCGAGGUGGAGAGCAGCAAAACUGUUGAAGGCAUCAAGUCUCUGGAGCUUAUCACCAAAGCCAGGGAGUCACUGGCUCAGCUCAUUGGGACUUACGAAGACAAGUUGCUGAGCAUAUUGAAUGCUUCUGAGACGGUGAAGAACACAGUUCAAAUCCUGGAAGAAAUUAUCCCAGCCCUGAGUGAGAGCUACCAGGAGAUGUCACCAGUUGGCAGCAGCAUGCGGGCCCAGAGGGCUCUGCGAGAUCUGCACCAGCUGCCCAAGCAGGUGGAAACCACCACAGACCAGCUCAUGACGGUGACCUUGGGCUCCCAAGAAGGGGCGUUUGAGAAUGUGCGCAUGAACUACAGCGGUGACCAGGGUCAGGCCAUCCGCCAGCUUAUCACGGCCCACAUGCUGCGCCGUGUCGCCAUGUGUGUGCUGUCCUCACCCCAGGGCAAGAGGCAACACCUGGCGGUCAGCCACGAGAAGGGCAAGAUGACUAUUCUGCAGCUGAGUGCACUGUUGAAGCAGGCUGACUCCAGCAAGAAGAAGCUGACAUUGACUCGCCUUUCGUCAGCACCAGUUCCCUUCACAGUUUUGUCAAUCACAGGAAACCCCUGUAAUGAGGACUAUCUGGCUGUUUGUGGACUCAAGGACUGCCACGUGAUGACCUUCACCAGUUCUGGUACAGUGGCGGACCAUCUUGUGUUGCACCCGUCUUUGGCCACUGGAAACUUCAUCAUCAAGGCUGUGUGGCUUCCCGGCUCCCAGACCGAGCUAGCCAUCAUCACUGCUGACUUUGUCAAGAUUUACAACCUAGCAGUGGAUGCCAUCAGCCCCCAGUACUACUUCCUGCUGCCCAGCGGCAAAAUUCGCGAUGUGACCUUCAUCUUCAAUGAUGAGAGCCGUGCCAUGGUCCUGAUGGCCUCUUCAGGUUACAUUUACACUCAAACGCUGGAGGACUCCAGCUCUGCCCGACACGGACCGUUCUACAUCACGAAUGUGCUGGAGGUCAAACAUUCUGAUCUCAAGGAUGUGAAUGGGCAAGUGGCAGGCGGGGGUGUGUCGGUGUACUACUCCCAUGCACUACAGCUGCUUUUCUUCAGUUACACACAGGGUAAGAGCUUUGCUGCCCCUGUGGCAAAGGAUUUCUCAACUGUGACCAACCUGUUUCCUAUCUCUUUCAAAAGCAGCAACGGCAGCAGCAAGGGGGGCAGCAGUCAGCCCCUUGUGUCAUGGUCGGAGGUGCCGGGUCACACAGGCCUGCUGUACUGCAUGGCCCAGGCCACCAACAACCCCAUUGUGCUCAUGGUCAAGCCACACACCAUCAUGCUGCAGGAGAUUAAAGUGCAGCCUGCCAAGGCAAAGAUCCAGGAUGUGGUUGCCAUCCGCCAUCCGGCUUCAAAUUCUGACCAGCAUCGCACCACCAUGAUCUUGUUGUGUGAAGAUGGAAGCCUGAGAAUUUACAUGGCAAACGUCGAGUCCACUAACUUCUGGAUGUCGCCGUACCUGCAGCCCCAGAGCCCCAUUUCAGUGCUGAAGCCUAUCAAGAAGAAGAGGAUUGUCAAAUCUGGUCGACCCACGAGCUCCGUGACUUUCCCUGUGGAUUUCUUUGAACACUGCCAACACUCAAACGAUGUGGAGUAUGGUGGCAAUGACAUUCUGCAAGUGUACAACAUGCAGCAAGUGAAGAGCAGACUCAACACCAGUGGCCUCUACAUUGCUAGUACCAAGCCCACUGGAUUCACUGUGGAAGUGACCAACACAAACAGCACCACAGUGAUGGUGGGUCUGCGGGUGUUGGUGGGCUCACAGAGUUCAGAGAGAGCCCCUGCCUACGUGGAGGUGUUUGGCAGAAGUACUCACGUUCAGUUGAAUUCAAGACCAAGAUGGUUUGACAUCCCUUUCACCCGCGAGGAGUCACUUACAGCAGACAAGAAGUUGAAUGUCUUUUUUGGCUGUAGUGCGGACCCCAACUCCAUCACUAUGGUGGACUCUGUGAAGAUCUACACCAAGACAAAGGAAGUGUUUGGCUGGCCGGAGGAACAGGAGGACUUUCCUGAGCCUUCUGUGGCCUCCUCCACCACCUCCAAGCUCACCAGUUCCUCCAACGGGGCCAGCAACGCUGAGGCUGAGAGUACCCCGGCUGCUCCACUCCCCAUGACUGUUGCUGACAAUUUGCUGAGCAGUGCUCUUGAGGUUUUGGAUGGUGCCUUCACUUUGGCGUCUCCAACUGAUGAGAAAGAUGGCCGCAGAGAAAAGACGCUGGCUCUGGCAACAUCACUGCUCACCCUGACCACCCCAGAUUUGGUUGAGAUUCACACCAAGUCCCUGCUGGCUUCUCUCUUCUCCAACAAGCUGUCUUAUCACAACCACAAGGAUCAAGCCCAGCUGAAGCACGUCUUGUCGUGCCUUGCGGCGCCAGACAUCACAGGGUUGGACGUGGAGGCGUUCCAACGCAUGCUGGUCACUGUGCGCUCUGUCUCUGUGUCCAGGCCCAACAACCUGGUCAGGUUUGCCGAGAACCAAGGUGCCUCACAGGCCCUGGAGGUGACGGACCUGGAGGAGGAAGCGGCCUCAGAGAGCGAUGAGAAAGUCUGUGUCCCUGGCCUUUAUGCCCUAAAUGAGACCGAGAAGACACAUUUCACAGCCAGGCUCGUCGAUGCCUUCUGGAGGCUACAUGCCUCAAAACCUGCCAACUCCAUGCUGGCUCCUGUCUGCUUGCCAGGUCUGUCCAGCAUUGAUGUGACGGUCAGCGCCCUGGUGGAGGUGAUCCAUGCCUUCACCCUGUGUGACCCUGAGUGUGUCCAGCUGGCCACCAAACACUAUAUGCGCAUGUUGCUCUGCACGGAUCCUGUGGUGAGCUUUGCCUGUCGUCAGGCUUUGAUCCGUGUGCUGAGACCCCGACACAAGAGGAGGCGUGUGUUCAUUCCUUCGCCUCCACACCUCACACCUCAAGGCCCAGAGGAGAUAGAGGAUGAAGACAGCAGCAAGGCAGAGAAGCCAAGCACGCCUCCUGCUGCCAUCUACCUGCCCCCUCACCAGGAGGAGGAAGCUGAGGUCAGCAUGCCUGUCUUAGAGCCAGACCAGGAGCCUGAGCCGGACGACAUCUACGAAGUUGUGGACAACAACAUGAUCAUGGAGGAGGGCGGAGGUCAGGGCAAUGGCAUCCCAGGACUGGAGGACCUAUGGGGGAUGGAUGCAAACUUCCCACCCAUGGUUGAGAUCCCUCCGGAUGCUGACGAUGAGACUAUGGUGGAGCUGGCUAUAGCUCUUAGCCUGCAAGAACAGGGUGGUGGCCAAGUGGCUCAGCUUCCAAGCGGCCUGGCAGGCCAAUUGGCCAACAAUUUGGGCAUCAACCUGGGCCAGGCGGCGGGCAACUUGGGACUUCAAGGCUUAGCCAUUGCACCCACAGCCCAGGAGGAGGAGGAGCUGGAGCUGGAGGAACAGCCUCUGUCCGACACAACCGCCUCGGCCCCAGCUAGCGACGACGAACUGGGCAGCACAGCCGCCACAGACGGGUCCACUCUAAGGACGUCUCCAGCUGAACAAGGCGGCGGCAGUGGGGCGGGCUCAGAGAGCGGGGGCAGUGCUGUGGAUUCUAUUUCUGCAGCUAGCGGUCGCAGCAGCUCCUACGGCUACCACACUAACGAGAGUCUCCCACCUGGUCCGCGGAGUGAAGCCAGCAGCUAUGGCACUUCGGCUGGAUACCUUGCCAUGGCUAAUGAUACCUACGAGCAGGACACAGAUACUUCACACAGACUUCACAGCCUAAGGUUGAACAUUCUGGAAACGCUCCUCAAGUAUUUCCCAGAGGUUCAGAAUGUUGGAGGAGUUAGAGCUAUCCCUUUCAUGCAGGUGCUCCUGAUGUUGACCACUGACCUGGAAUCGGACGAGGACAAGGAUAGAGCAGCGCUGGAUGCAUUCCUCACCACCAUUGUCACAGAACUGCAGCUUUCAGGAAAGGAUUUGGAUCAGAUUUCUGACCGUUCAGAACAUUUUGAAGUGAAGCUGAUCCUCCUACGACUGGUCAGUGUUUUGCUGUCUCGGUCAAGAUCGGGAUCGAAGCAUUCCACUGAGUCCACCUUUGUGAGCAGCAAGACAGCCUCAGCACUCUUGCAGUCUGAGACCAUCCCAUAUUGCCUGCAAGUUUUGAAGAAUUUGCUUCCUUACUGGAAAAACUACAACGCUGAUGAGGAUGAAAAUGCCAGUGUUCCUGGACAGUUGCUGAAACCUCACCCCUCCCACUCUCCCCCGGACAUGUCACCUUUCUUCCUGCGGCAGUAUGUGAAAGGCCAUGCCAACGAUGUGUUUGAAGACUAUCCUCAGCUGUUGACAGAGAUGGUCCUUCGUCUGCCAUACCAGUUGAAGAAAAUUGCUGAUGACCACAAGCUUCAAGGAGCUGUGUUUGACAAGAAGUGGCAUGAUAUGCUGUCAGAGUACAUGUUGACCCAACAGACGCCGUUUGUCAAGAGGCAAGUCAGAAAACUGCUCCUGUUCAUCUGCGGCUCCAAAGAGAAGUAUCGUCAGCUGCGAGAUGACCACACCAUCCAGUCUCACCUUCAGCAGAUGAUGGAGACGUGCAAGAGAGGAGGCCUUGCUGAUGGAGGAGAUGUGCCAGCACACAGCAUCAUCUUGCCCUAUGACACCCUGCUCACCAUGAUUGAACAUUUGAAGGUGGUGUGCGACAUUGCCACCUCUCGACCCUACAACUGGCAGCUGUACUGCCAACUGAAUGCAGACACACUCCCAUACCUGAUGCAGGCUAGCAUUCUCCUGGAUGAGGGCGUGGCCCCCACACUGCUGCAGCUGCUUCAGUGUGCCAUCUGUGGGGUCAAGGGUCAUGGCAGUGCACAGGGUCACAGUGGCUCUGGGAGUUCUUCCACCUCCCCUGUGAAGCAGAGAGGGAGAAAGGACCGAGACUCUGUCAAGAUUAAGAUGGAUGAACUUGAUGGCAGUGGCUUGGGCCUGAAGAGAGAUGGGGAGGAAAGUCGUCCGUUUGACGAGACGCUGUGCCAGGAGCUGGUGAAACAACUCAACACCACGCUGGACACCAGCCUGUUCAUCAAGUUUGUCAGGACCUACCUGCUGGACUCCAACUCGAGCGGGAACCGCUGGAUGGCUCAUGGCUUACUGCUGCACAUCUACAGGAACUCGAGCCAGCAGGAGCAGCAUGCACUGCUCAACUCCAUGUGGGGUCUCUGGCAGGAGCUUCCCAUCUUUGGGCGCAAGGCUGCGCAGUUUGUGGACCUGCUGGGCUACUUCCUGUUAAAGACCUCGGGACUGCCUGAGAAAAAAGUAGCUGAAUAUCUUCAGAAAGCUGUGUCCCUGCUCAAAGGAGAGAACCAAGUGUUGGCCCAUCACCCAAAUGCCACCAUCUACAACAUGCUCCAAGGACUUGUGGACUUUGAUGGCUACUACCUGGAGAGUGACCCUUGCCUAGUCUGUAACAACCCAGAGGUCCCGUUCCAGAUGCUGAAGCUGUCGGCCGUGAAGGUGGACUCCAAGUUCACCACCACCACUCAGAUAGUGAAGCUAGUGGGCAGCCACACCAUCUCCAAAAUCUCUCUGCGUAUCACAGAUCUCAAGAGGACCAAGAUGGUACAAACUUUGAACAUCUUCUACAACAACCGCUCAGUCCAGGCUGUGGUUGAGCUGAGGAACAGACCUGGACUCUGGCACAAAGCCCGCAAAGUCAGGCUGGUCUCAGGCCAGACAGAGGUCAAGGUGGAGUUCCCCAUCCCUAUCGUAGCGUGCAACCUGAUGAUUGAGUAUGCAGACUUCUACGACAACCUUCAGGCCACGGCUGAGACACUGCAGUGUCCUCGUUGCAGCGCCAGUGUCCCAGCCUCGCCAGGCGUCUGUGGCAACUGUGGUGAGAAUGUCUACCAGUGCCACAAGUGCAGAUCCAUUAACUAUGAUGAGAAGGAUCCCUUCCUGUGUAACUCAUGUGGGUUCUGCAAGUAUGCCAAGUUUGACUUCACUCUAUUGGCCAAGCCUUGCUGUGCUGUGGACCCCAUUGAGAAUGAGGAGGACAGGAAGAAGGCUAUCUCUAGCAUCAACUCACUGCUGGAGAAGGCAGACCGCAUCUACAAACAGCUGCAGCUGCACCGACCCUCACUUGAGAGUCUGUUGAUCCAGGUGGCUGAGCACGGCUCUGACAGACCCCCGUCCUCUGGCAAGGAAGUAAAUGGAGCAGCAGCCAGUAGUGUGAACAAAGCUAUCCAGCAACUGGCUCAGAAGUACUGUGGGGAGUGCAAAGCUGCUUUUGACGAGCUCAGCAAGAUCAUUCAGAAAGUGAUGGCCUGCCGCAGAGAGCUGGUGGAGUAUGAUCAACAGCAGAGAGAAGCAGUGGCCAGCAAAGGCCAGGUGCCCAUGCCAACUGGAGCCAAGCCAAAAGCUAUGACGUCAGAGAUGAAGAGCAGUAAGACAAGUGUGGCCAAAGACAAGAAAGAAGGGCUGAAGACGGGCAACUGCUAUGGUUGUGCCAGUGCAGCUGUGGAGCACUGCAUCACUCUGCUCAGGGCCUUGGUCACCAACCCAGACAUGCGGGAGACCUUGUGUAGCCAGGGUAUGAUACAACAGCUGAUAGACCACAACUUGCGCCAUGGAGCCUUGUCUGUACGCACCGAGGUUCGCACCCUUCUGUGUCUGCUGACACGUGACAACCGACGUGGCACCGAGGAGAUGAACAACUUGGUCAUGACCAGGAUCACGGCUGCCAUCAAAGGACACCAGUCCAACCCUGAUUUGGGUUCCUCUGUCCGCCAUGAGAUUAUGCUGCUAGCAACCUCACUUCAUCAGGACGACUCAUGCUGGGAGCAGAGGACAAGAUGUGUGAUGCGGCUGUUCCUGAUGGGGAUGCAGCUGCGUAGCCCUGUGAUCAUGGAGUCCAUCACUCUCCCGUGUCUAAGGAUUCUGCAGGGUCUGGUGCGGCACAACAUCAUCAGCUUUGUCAAUGGCAAAAACAAGGAAAAUGAGAAGGAGGUGUGUGACUGGAUGCCAGCCAAGUUCCACAUGGACGUGAAGAAGUGGCUGGCUGGAGAUUCCCGCUAUUCCUACCUUAACUGGAAGAAGAGACUGCCUAAACAAGCAGCAGAAGCCCCAACAGACUCGAGCAAAGACAAGCCAGUGCUCCCCCAGCUUGAGUCUGGCAAGACCAAGGGCAUGAGGUCGGAGUACCUGAUGGAGAAGUACGCCAACCGCUGGAGGCAACAGAUGUGGAAAGUGCCUGCUGUGACACUGAAGCUCACUCAGACAACAUGGCUGCAGCAAGCAAUGUUUUCCCCGAGCUCUCGUUCUGCCAGGCACACGGCUUGCAGCGUGAUUGAAGCCAUCUCUCAAGUGUUCAGCCGAAGGAAGGAAGUCAUUGACAUGCUCACAGGGUGUCUGGACGAGGUGGGUCGGAGCGGAGAAUGUGCCACGGAGUUCCUGAUCCUGUACAAGAGACUGAUCAGCCAGGACAAGUGGAAAUGUUACCUGGCCAUCAAGGGAGUCAUGCUUCGGCUGGCACACCUCAUCUCAAAGGAAGUGGAACAUCUUCAGUACUUAGAGGAGACUACACUCAGCUCUGACCUGGCUCAGGGCUUUGCUCUCAAGUCUCUCACAGAGCUACUGGCUCUGUUCAUCGAGCAGGAGAACCUGAAACAGCAUUACAAGAACAGGCUGGUGGGCCAUGUGCUCAACGGCUACUUGUCACUGCGCAAGCUGGUGGUGCAGAGAACGAAGCUCAUCGAUGACACGCAGGAGAAACUGCUGCAGAUGCUGGAGGAGCUAACCACAGGAACUGAAUCAGAAACCAAGGAAUUUAUGGCUGUGUGUGUGAAGACCGUCAGGAACUAUCCUCUGGAAGACUACAGGUCACCUGUGUUCAUCUUUGAGCGCUUGUGCAGCAUCAUAUAUCCGGAGGAGAAUGAUGUGGCUGAGUUUUUCCUCAUCCUGGAAAAGGACCCUCAACAAGAAGAUUUCUUGCAGGGAAGAAUGCUUGGCAACCCAUAUAGCUGCAACGAACCUGGCAUGGGCCCACUCAUGAGAGACAUCAAAAAUAAAAUUUGCAUGGACUGUGAGCUGGUUGCACUUUUAGAGGACGACACAGGCAUGGAGCUGCUUGUUAACAAGAAGAUUAUUAGCCUUGACUUGCCAGUGAAAGAAGUCUACAAGAAGAUUUGGCUGCCAGAACACGGAGAGGGUGAUCCUAUGCCAGUGCUCUAUCGUAUGCGGGGCUUGCUGGGUGAUGCCACAGAGGACAUGGUCAACUCCUUGGACUCUGGUUCAGAGGAAGAUGUGGACAAAGAGGAAGUGUACAAAAUGGCUACUGUGCUCCGUGAUUGUGGAGGACUCGAGGUCAUGCUGGAAAGGCUUUCAUCAAUCAAAGAUCUAGUCCUGGGCAAGCAGCUCAUGGUAGUCCUCCUGAAGCUGUUUUCUUACGCUGUCAAUGUCAAGGUCAACAGACAGCAGCUGACUGUGCCAGAGCUCAACUCCAUCAACAUUAUGCUAGGGGCUCUCAAUCUGGCAUUGUGGUCAGAGCAGGAGAGUGCGACCAGCACCAAGGGCCAGACCAUCACUGAACAGAUGCUGCACAUCAUGGAGGUGGUGCUGUUGGAGGCCAGCCAGCAGCCUCCAGAGAAGUACACGGAGUUCUCCCAGCAGUGUGGAGACAAGGACCAGCUCCUGAUGAUGCUGGACAGGAUCAACUCUCCGUUUGUGCGCUCCAAUCCGACCAUUUUGCAGGCCUUGAUGCGACUCAUCCCUUUCCUGGCCUUUGGAGAAGAUGACAAGAUGGAGGCUCUGCUCUCACACUUCAAGCCCUACCUGCAGUUUGAUAAAUUUGAUGAAGAGCACAGCCAGGAUGAGGAGAUCCACGUGGACUGUUUCUGUUCCAUCGCCAGUGCCAUAGAGAGUAACGCCAAUGGCAUCCGUCUGAAGGACCUCAUCAUGGAACAUGGUAUGGUGCAGACUGCUGUAGACUUCAUCCUUAAACAUGCUCCAGAGAUCAAGACCAUGUUGGCAACUGACUCAGAUGUGUGGAAGGAAUUUCUGUCCAAGCCUAGUCUUUCCUAUGUUCUGCGCAUGCUGACAGGGCUCUGCACCAAGCAUGUUCCCACUCAGAACCUGAUUGCAGAGUCGUGCAUCCCUAUUCUGCACAAGCUGGAGCAAGUCUCUUCUGACCAGCAUGUGGGCACCAUGGCUGAAAACUUGCUCGAUGCUCUCAAGAUCAACCCUGACGCUGCCAAAAAAAUCGAGGAAGUGAGACAGCAGACCAAGGCAGAGAAAAAACGGCUUGCCAUGGCUGUGAGAAAGAAACAACUUGGUGCCUUGGGAAUGACGACAAAUGAGAAGGGCCAAGUCACAGUCAAGUCUUCAGUGCUGAAACAGAUGGAAGAUCUGAAGGAAGAGACUGGCCUCACCUGCUGCAUCUGCCGAGAAGGAUAUCGCUACCAGCCGCAAAAGGUUCUUGCCAUCUACACAUUCUCCCGCCGCUGUAACAUGGACGACUACGAGAGCAAGGCCCGCAAGUCUGUAGGCUACUCCACAGUCACUCACUUCAACGUGGUCCACGUAGACUGCCACACCACAGCUGUCAGACAUGCCCGCGGACGAGAGGAGUGGGAGAGUGCUGCACUUCAGAACGCCAACACGCGCUGCAACGGUCUGCUCCCAUUGUGGGGUCCGCAGGUGCAGGAGUCAGUCUUCGCUAGCUGCCUGGCUCGGCACAACAACUACCUGCAUGAGUGCACAGGCAUCCGUGACCUCAACUACAGCUACAACGUCCAUGACUUGAAGCUGCUGCUGUUGAGGUUUGCCCAGGAGAAGUCGUUCAGCGAGGAGAGUGGGGGAGGCGGUCCUCAGUCCAACAUGUACCUGGUGCCCUUUGUCCUGCAUAUGGUUCUCUACGCCAUUAACACUACGAGAGCGACCAGCCGAGAAGAGAAGAACGUGACAGGUUUCUUAGAUCAGCCACCCUCCAAAUGGGCAGAGAAUUGUGGAGAGUGUUCCUGCUGUGACGGACCGGACUGUUCAGGACUACUCUGUCUACAAAACCUUCUUGGUUUUCUUUGGACUGGUGAAUGCGCUCUACAACAAGCUGUUCUCGAAGGUGAAGGUCGUGGAGGGGUCAGUUUGGAGCAGGGUCCUGUUUGAGCACAUCCGCCACAACGACAAGGCCAGCCUGGAACUGUGUGAUGCUGUGCUGGCUCUGUACCAGGAGGAGCUGUUGCCCUGCGAGUCCUUCGCCGAGUUUGUCGAUGUCAUUGGUUUCUUAGAUGUCGUACCAGAGCCGGACCAAUUUCUGCAGGAGACGCUGUCGAGCAUUCCGUGAUUGUGGACGGUUCCCAUACGCCACAAGAAAGCUUUAUUUUCUCAGAGCUGAAUGUUUGCUGUUCUCUAUGCCCCCUUUUCAAAGGUGCUCUCAGCUUGCUGUUGGCCUAAUGUUUGCCUGUCAUUACUGCUUGCUUUUUCACCUUCGUAUUUAGUACUUAUUGUAUUAUGAACCGACACGUUUUAGAUAUUCUAAAUAUACUUUCUUUACAUUUGUUUGUUGUUGUUUUUUUUAAAUUGCAAUGACUCUUUUAUCUCUUUAUGAACUAGAGUAUUUCUGGUUUUCUAUGACGUUAUUUAUUUGAGCCCUGUGCCUACAGGACCUGUUCUCCUGAGCUCCUAUACAUUGAUUACUAGAUAUACACUGCUGCAAGACUAGGCGUAUGUCUGCUGCACAGAACAUGUAGUAAAAGUAGUCAUGUUCAGGCAUGCAGUCUUGGUCCAUCACGUUUGUCCUUUGCCAUUUAAAAAAAAUAAUUGGUCCAGCAGUAAAGUGUUCUGACAGACCAGUAUUGAUGUGUUAUUUAAAAGACUUUUAUCAGUCCUACAAGUUGAAUAUUUCAGAGUCUUUUUUUUCUUCGUUGUAAUCCAUAAAAUAGUUCCUCUCUCCUGAACGGAUAGUUAAUGGGGUCUUCUACUUUUUGCCAAGUGUUUUAUUUUCCUUGAACGUUUCUAGCAGAAUGAGGGCAUCUUUGUUCUGACUCAAUGUAGACUAUAAAUCUGCAACUUUCUUUCAAGAUAGGGUCAGUAACUUUUUCUCAUUUGUACCAGCUUUUCCUUUUUCUUCGACUUUGAAUUUGUUUUAACUUCACCUUUUUCUAACUUUGUCCCUAUCAAGUUCUGAUAUAGUUCAUCCUAUAUCUAGAUUCAUUUUUUAAAACUUUUUGGAGCAGUGAUUUUCUUAUCCUAUGGAUGGAGUGGUUGUUUGAAGAGAAAGAUUUCCCUACACGGCCCCAUUUACUUCUCCUUCCUUAAAUUUAUCAUCUGCAUACUUUGUGAAUUUCACGAUAAAGAAAUAAAUUCUAUAUUUGUCAGAUAAUUUAUUCCAGAAAGCUACCUUUUUUGUGUGUUAUACUUCAUCAAACUGUUGCCAGUUGUUCAUUCUUGUGCUGCCAUGUUUAUUCCUUUUGCUUUAAUUUAUUCGCCAUCAUCAUCAUGAAAUUCUCGUCUUCUUCAUAAUGAUAGCCAUUCUUUCUGGAUGCCAGCUUGUUCUUUUCUUUGCUGCUUUAUAGAUGAGCACUCAGUGCUUUGUGCUAUGAAUAUCGAUGUGCACAAUGAGAUUAGGAAGCUUUGGUAAUUGUGACGAAAAAACACAAUGAUUGUUUUCUGCGGUUUAGAUGUGUCAUUUUAAUACUUGAGAGCUGUGCAGACAGGACAGUUGAGGUCUCAACCCUCUCUGUCCUUUCUU